AGUAAAACAAAACGUACAGUAAUCAAAAACAAAAAUGGUUGUUCAAGGAACAGUUAAACCACAUGCUUCAUUUAACUCACGUGAAGAUGCUGAAACAUUGCGUAAAGCCAUGAAGGGGAUCGGUACCGAUGAAAAAUCUAUUACUCAUAUUCUGGCAACUCGAUCUAACGCACAGCGCCAACAGAUUAAAACUGAUUACACUACACUCUUUGGAAAACAUUUAGAAGAUGAAUUAAAAAGUGAAUUAAGUGGUAAUUAUGAAGCAGCAGCUUUGGCUUUAUUAAGGAAACCUGAUGAAUUUCUUGCUGAGCAACUUCAUGCUGCUAUGAAGGGGCUUGGAACUGAUGAAAACGCUUUGAUUGAUAUACUUUGCACACAGAGCAAUGCACAAAUACAUGCUAUUAAGGCUGCAUUUAAACUAUUAUACAAAGAAGAUCUAGAGAAAGAGAUAAUAAGCGAAACAUCUGGAAAUUUUCAGAGAUUACUUGUUUCUAUGCUUCAGGGAGGUCGAAAAGAAGAUGAGCCUGUAAAUGCUGCUCAUGCUGCUGAGGAUGCAGCAGCCAUUUAUCAAGCUGGUGAAGGACAAAUUGGAACUGAUGAGUCAAGAUUUAAUGCCGUACUUGCAACAAGAAGUUACCCACAACUCCAUCAAAUUUUUCAUGAAUAUUCAAAGAUUUCUAACAAGACUAUUUUACAAGCCAUUGAAAAUGAAUUCUCUGGUGAUAUUAAAAAUGGCCUGCUAGCAAUAGUGAAGUCUGUUGAAAACAGGUUUGCUUAUUUUGCCGAAAGACUCCAUCAUGCAAUGAAAGGUUUAGGAACAAGUGACAAAACUCUUAUUCGAAUUUUGGUUUCCCGAUCAGAAAUUGAUUUAGCAAACAUCAAAGAAACUUUUCAGGCCAUGUAUGGAAAAAGCCUCUAUGAAUUUAUUGCAGAUGAUUGCUCUGGCGAUUACAAAGAUCUUCUUUUACAAAUCACUGGACAUUAAUUUGUUGAAGAUUUUAUUAGCUCUUUCACAAUAAAUACUUGUCAAAAAAUAUUUUGAAUGGUUCUUUUUUAUAAAUAUACAUGUAUAAUAUUGUAUUGGUGGUUAGCCUUUUAUUUUGUAAUUCUUUUUUACUUUGAAUCUUGUAAUUAUUUUUAUUAUAUUUAUAAUUUGAAUAAUAAAAAAAUGACUUUAGUUUU
Hydra vulgaris (swiftwater hydra) is the source of this 1182-nucleotide messenger RNA. RefSeq names its product annexin-B12. Gene Ontology annotation, molecular function: calcium-dependent phospholipid binding; calcium ion binding. NCBI's taxonomy places the organism in Eukaryota, Metazoa, Cnidaria, Hydrozoa, Anthoathecata, Hydridae. The record is from RefSeq and is marked provisional. Gene Ontology annotation, cellular component: cytoplasm.